Messenger RNA from Lytechinus pictus (painted urchin), 2423 nucleotides. RefSeq lists its product as uncharacterized. The record is from RefSeq and is a predicted model, not a curated record. The transcript is spliced from 8 exons. Bases 1 to 1230 code for a protein of 409 amino acids. Lineage: Eukaryota; Metazoa; Echinodermata; Echinoidea; Temnopleuroida; Toxopneustidae.
AUGCAGACUUCAAAAGAAUUCACAAACAAAAGCAACAAGAUGGACAUAAGUGCUAUUCUGGAAAAGGCUGCUGGUGGCCAGUCCAUUCUCGGUGAACUUGAAGAAGGUGGACCACAGAGUGCCUCUAACAGACGAAGAAUGGUGAGAAUAGUUGUAUCCCACCUCAUGGAGAAAUAUGGAAACAAACCAUCUGCUGAUCAGAAGGUGGGCAUGGCAAUAUCCAUGAUUCAACAAUUUCCAGCACUGAAAGAUGUUGAAGGACCUGGUUAUGAAGCAUGGUAUACACCAGCAGUAGAGGGUGAACAUGCAAAGGGCUUCAUCGAAGAAAGGUUGAAAAAUGUGAGAAAGAGAAUGCCAAAGCAAGGGUGGACAUCUUUGGAACCUUCAAGUUCAAGUGAGGAGAACCAGAAAGAACCAUCAACCAAGGAAAAAAUUGAAGAACUAAAAUCUAAAGAAAAAGAUAUGGAGCCGGAGAACUUAGAAGAAAUGAAGCAAUGGCUUCAACAUAAUAAUAGCCCUAUCCCUAAAGUGGUGGAAUUCAUGAAGAAGACUGCACUGAAAAGACAAGAAGAAAUUCACUCAGAGAAGAAAUCUACCGUGCAUGACAUCGAGUUGCAAUGGCCUCGACUCUUUGAUGUCCCUAACAUGAUAGAUGGUGAUUUCAGAGCAGUUCAUGGGGAUGUGUCUGACAGAUUAAUCAUGAAAUGGACUCAAGAACUGGCAAAAAAACUACUGCAGUAUGGAGAAAAGCAAAGUCCACAAGUGCAAGCCGAUAUAGAUGAUCAAAGUGCACAGGAUGCAGGUCUGACAGCACUGCCCUUGAUACUGCCUACAGGAAAACUGUCAAACGCAAAGAAAUCCAGGGCUACGGUGAAAGAAGCAAUGGAGUCCUUCAUUGAUUUUCAGCCGAUAGGGACAAACCUCCCUCAAUACUUGGAUGGACUCAUGUCAAAGAGGCGGCAACCAUUUGUCUUGGCCCACAGAAAGCGCCAGCACAAUAUUUUGCUGUGGUUGAAGGCUGUUGAUGUGUGUUUCAAGUUGUUUUAUGUACUUGACCUGGAGGCUGUUGAUGUGUGUUUCAAGUUGUUUUAUGUACUUGACCUGGAGUAUCCAUCUGCGUGCUAUACUACAUGGGAGUUUAUUCAAAAAGUUCUGUACCAGGUAAAUGCCAAAGACAGGAACACCUCCUCCUGUGUGAGGUCAUUAAGGACAUAUGUCCUUCAUACUUAAUUUCAACCAUUUAAUGGUCAAUGUCAGUUCAGCAGAACUCAAAAUUCUGAUAUGUCUCCUAAUUUGGAUAUGUCUGUAUGCCAUGUAUGAAAUUCAAUACUAAAAUGGAUUUUACAAGUUCAGGUAUCGAGGUACGUCAAUUCCUCAAGGCAGCAGCUCCACGUGCGUACUUAAGCAGCAUCUUCAAUUGCUUGCGUGUGUACGCAUGCGCCUUUAGGGUUCCUUUGUGACAUCAGAUAAAUGCGUAUCAAUUUCACUGCCUAUCCUUUUCAAAUCUAUUUUAAUCAUUCGUAUACAGGGGGGUACAAAGGGUAUCCAAAUUCCAAUACCACAUUUUGAUUUUAAAUUUUGCAAGCAACAAAACAAACAAAAUUGCAAAGUGGCAAGUAUGCCAACAUUUUCAUUUUGUCUGCUAAAUACCUCUGCGUUUUAAAUUGUAUCUCUGCAAAUUAAUGCUAGUGGCUUUAGAAGAUGGGUUUGUGACAAAAAGCUCAAACUUGUCAUUUUUGUGGCAAAUUAUGGUUUUUCGUUCAGUUAAAUUUAUAGACUAGGUUUAAGCCAAAAUGUUUGCACAGAUAACAUUUAAUGUACAUAAGUUAAUAUAUAGCAGACACAUUAAGCAAGUUUUGACAUAAUUACCACUGUGUGAUAUUGUUUUCUUGACAUUAAUAUUCUGGUAGCAGAAUUCAAAGACCUUAGCCCUCAUUCAUUAUACUAUGCCAUAACCAAGGCGCAUAUCCAAAUUGUGAUUCGUAUUUUGAGUUCCGCGAGUUGAUGUUAUUUAUACCACUGGAUGUACUGAACUACAUAGGCCCUUCAAACUAGAAUUUAAUGAAAAUGAAAAUAAUAUGCUGAACUGCAUACUUAUCAAUGUUUAGCUUGGGAUCAUUGUACUAACCUUGGUGUGAUUGUGAGAGGAGAGGGUGGCCACUCAUGUGUAUACUUUCAAAAAUGACCCCAAGCUAGGAUUCACCAAAAGUGGUCAAAUUUACCCCAAACAAGGAUUUUAAUUGACAAAAAACACCCCAAACAAGGGGUAAAAUACCAUGUGAUCACAAGGUGUGAUUGCGCCAGUGAAAUGACUAGAAUCUAUGAAUAAGUGAUGUAAUGUGUGGUAAUUGAGUUGUAUUGCCUUUUUACAAUUGAAGUGUUACAAAUAGCAAGUUUUACUUUUACUGAUGGAAUUAUAAUAC